Molecule: messenger RNA, 609 nt
Organism: Mauremys mutica (yellowpond turtle)
Lineage: Eukaryota; Metazoa; Chordata; Testudines; Geoemydidae
Gene: FAM229A
Product: family with sequence similarity 229 member A
Exons: 3
Coding region: 256-477 (73 amino acids)
Source: RefSeq, a predicted model, not a curated record
ACCGCAGUCCAAAUAAUAAAUCGUAAGCAGGAAGGCCUGGGCCCGAGUCUCAUGCCUGGGAGAAGGGCGAAGGUCGUACCCUGCCACUCACGGGUUGUGUUGUGAUGUCAGAGCAGCCCUUCCGUGUCACAAUGUAACAGCCUCCGUGCCUCCCACUGGCCCCCAUCACAUCUUGCCCUUUGCACUAGGCACUGCCGACUGCCAGGUUUAUUCCUGGGAACUCUCUUGAGCCUUCAAGAGGUCUGGGGCUAGGACAUGAGCUCCCAGGAGACCCCACAAGCUCGGAGAUUCCCCAUAGAGGCCGGAGAUUCUCCCAGCCUGGCAGCUGCUCCAGAGACCCAGGAGCCAGUUGCCACUGAGCACACUGCAGCAAGGCAGCUGAGAAGAUGCCCCGGGUGCCACUGCCUGACCCUGCCCAACGUUCCUAUUGACGUUUACAUUGCCAUGGGCGGGAACGGGAGGCCACGGACCACCUAACGGUUCCCCCGAGUUGGGCUCGAGUGCUGAGACCACCGAGCUGGUCACCCGAAACUCCCUGACAGCUGGAGAACCGCAAAGGACGCCGCCACACAAAACAGUGACGCACAUUUUAAUAAAAGGACAUCUUAG